Messenger RNA from Setaria italica (foxtail millet), 1254 nucleotides. Its product is annotated as vacuolar protein sorting-associated protein 2 homolog 1. Gene Ontology annotation, cellular component: multivesicular body; ESCRT III complex. The coding region runs from base 376 to 1053 and encodes 225 amino acids. The record is from RefSeq and is a predicted model, not a curated record. The transcript is spliced from 5 exons. Lineage: Eukaryota; Viridiplantae; Streptophyta; Magnoliopsida; Poales; Poaceae. Gene Ontology annotation, biological process: late endosome to vacuole transport; protein transport; endosome transport via multivesicular body sorting pathway.
AUGAUGAGAGAUAUUUCUGCGUUGACCAUCGAGGAGAGAGUGGUGUACAAAACGAAAGCAUCCAUCAUCGGAUCGCAAUCCCAAAUCCUGAAGGCGUCGUCGUCGCCGGCCAAACCGCGUUGCUCCGUUCCAACGACAAGGCAACCAACCCAAGAAGCUUCAAAGCCUUCGCCGCGAAUCAACCGAACCCCUUCCAUCCAUCAUCCCCCAAGAGGCAGAGAGCCGGCCCAAUCCCCACAACAACCCGAGAAGACCUCCCAAUCCCCCAAGCGCAGAGGAACCAGGAGGUAGGAGGGAUUCUUCAGCCAGCCAGCGGCCCCGAAUCGCAGUCGCCGGAUCGGCGGAGAUCGUCUUCCUCCCCGCCCACCCGCCACCAUGAGCUUCAUAUUCGGCAAGAAGAAGACCCCAGCCGAGCUGCUGCGGGAGAAUAAGCGGAUGCUGGACAAGUCCAUCAGGGAGAUUGAGAGGGAGAGGCAGGGCCUGCAGACCCAGGAGAAGAAGCUCAUCAACGAGAUCAAGAAGGUGGCCAAGCAGGGACAGAUGGGAGCUGUAAAAAUUAUGGCAAAGGACCUCAUCCGCACAAGGCACCAGAUCACAAAGUUUUAUGCCCUGAAGUCCCAGCUACAAGGUGUAUCUCUUCGCAUUCAGACUUUGAAAUCAACACAAGCAAUGGGUGAAGCUAUGAAGGGUGUCACAAAAGCCAUGGGACAAAUGAACAGGCAGAUGAACCUGCCUGCUCUGCAGAAGAUAAUGCAGGAGUUCGAGAUGCAAAAUGAGAGGAUGGAGAUGGUCAGUGAUGUGAUGAACGACGCCAUCGAUGAUGCAUUGGAGGGUGACGAGGAGGAGGAAGAAACAGAAGAGCUAGUCAACCAAGUCCUCGAUGAAAUUGGCAUUGAUGUCAACUCAGAGCUUGUGAAGGCUCCUGCAACUGCGGUUGCUAAACCGGUGGCAGCAGGCAAAGUUCCUGCUGCUCAAGCUGAAGCUGCAGGCGGGCCGGAUGGCGGAAUCGACGACGACUUGCAGGCGCGGCUUGACAACCUGAGGAAGAUGUGAUGAUUGGAGUUUGGCAAAAUAUUCACACCCUUUGUUGUAGUUUUGUACCAUGAAUGUAUAGCCAUUGCGGCAAAUCCUUCUUCACAUCUUAUUUGACAGUAUGUUUGGCGUUGCCCAUUGUACAUAGAAUAGAAUGUAUCUAGUGCCAUGCACUAGGCUUUGCGAUCUAAUCCUAAUCCCAUUGGGUGCGCUUUUUAGUUA